GCAACCGAGAUGUUGGGAGUUUGUUCAAUGAGCCCAGCUCUAGGACUAGAAAGAGACUUGCCCUCCUCAGUGAAAUAGACAGCGAGCUAAACGGAGAUCAGAGGAGAUGCACUUCACAUCAAUAUAAAUACUACAACGUGCAAGACAUGGAGGAUACCUCCCAAGGAUUGACAGAGGCACUGUCAACUGAUUUUUUAGGAAGUAUUGAGCUUGGGGAGCUGCAGCGAUGCUUGUUUGCUGAUUCCCUGGUAAGUGCGUCAGACACAGGCAAGGAACUUGGGGAAUUCUGCAUCAAUAUCCAAAAGACUGUACAUAACAAUCAGCCAUGUUUCCUGGUACAUGCUAACAGCCACGGUGCUAUUGACAGCAUCCCCUGUGGGACCUCAAUUACAGGGUAUGUUACAGCUACGUUUGAAACACUAGAACAAGAUCAUCAUGAAUAUGUGAAGCUUCGUGGCCACAGUCUGGACAGGAAGUCUCACAUGGUGAGACAAGAUGGGCAGCUGGUUGUGAAUAAGAUCACUCGAGAGGAGGAGGAGGUGAGGGAGCAGACAUUUACGUUUCCCCUGAGUUCUUUACGUGGCUUUGUGUCUGAGGCCUCCAACUUACUCAUCCUGCGGAUUUUAGCCCAACGGAAGAGCAUUCCAGAGACCAUGAAGUUUCUGUCAUUUGAUGCAGAGACUCAGAUAUGUCUCUCCACCUAUAGGGAGCUCGGUGUGAAGAAACAGGUGGUGGGGAGAGAGACUGUGGAUGUUUUUGGCAUUGAGAGGACUGUUCAGACAGUGGACGACAUUCCAGCAAUGUGGCAGUGCUAUUUCCUACGUGACGGGCAUUUAGCAAGUAGAGUUCAGAUAGGGUCCCCCGUCAUGAUGAAGCUUCUCAAAAUGCCUGCACUCGUAUCUAGAGAUGAGCAGGAUGACAAACCUGUCUUUGAAAAAAGGCCUCUCGUGUGGGAAGAAGACAUGCAGCUGUACUCGAAAUUCCUCGAUCGAAAAGAGGAGCUGAAGGCGGACCACAUGUCAUAUGUGAGACAUCACCCAGAACUCAGGGCGCUUUUAGCUGACUUUCUGCAGUUCCUCUUGUUGAGAAAACCCCAGGAUGUCUUCUCCUUUGCAAGGGAGUAUUUUGCCCCUUUUUCUUCUCAGCGCCCACCAGGAGACACCUUCAAAGCAACUCGAUCUCUCAGAUAAUCUGGAAAGUGUGACAAUACUACUACUACUGAUAAUAAUUUAUCAUAAUGUAUCAGUGUGCUGACAGAAGUCCUAUGUAAAAUCAUCAAUGUUAAAUAAAAGAGGCUCCGAAUUGAAA
Messenger RNA from Sardina pilchardus (European sardine), 1308 nucleotides. RefSeq names its product ciliogenesis associated TTC17 interacting protein (gene catip). Lineage: Eukaryota; Metazoa; Chordata; Actinopteri; Clupeiformes; Clupeidae. Gene Ontology annotation, biological process: cilium organization; actin filament polymerization. The record is from RefSeq and is a predicted model, not a curated record. The transcript has 10 exons. The coding region runs from base 147 to 1190 and encodes 347 amino acids.